AUGAAAAUGCGAAAUAUAAAAAAGUCAUUGCCUGUUUUAUUUAUUUUAUUAUGCAUAUAUCAACAAUACUUUAUAAACUCCCUGCGUAUCUCAGUUCGCAAUAACAAGAAUCAUAGAGAUGAAAAUAAAUUUAAUAAAAAUAUGGAAUUAGGGACCAUGGAAAAACCUAUUAAUAUUUUAUGCAAUGACGUAUCAUGUAAUACUGAAAAUAAUAUUUCAUUUGUUAAUCAAAAAAAAAAGGAAAUAGAUAGUGAUAGCGAUUUAUAUAAUAUGUUUGACGAUGAUGCAUCUACUUCUGCAGGUGAUGAUGAAGAUGAUUAUGACGAUUAUACAGAUGAUAAAAAUGCUGAAAUAAAAGAUGAAGAACAAAAUGAGCAUAUAGAUAAAAUUGAUCAAAAGAAAGACAAGAAAAGAACAUUUAGCAUUAACAAACAGGAAGAAGAAAUAAAUGAAAAUAAAAAUAAAACAGAGAAAUUUUUUAAAAAAUAUAAAUUUAAUGAUGCAAAUAGCGAAGGUGAUGAUGAUGAAUCAGAUACAGAUGAUGAAAAUCUUGACAACUCUACAGAAAAUAGCUAUGAAGAAAAUAAAAACCCAGAAAAUGUAAUUGAUAAACAUAUGGCUGUAUUUCCUGGAUUAUAUUUUGUAGGUAUAGGAUAUGAUAUUCUCUUUGGAAAUCCCUUAGGAGAAACAGAUUCAUUAUCUGACCCCGGAUACAGGGCUCAAAUUUAUUUGUUAAAUUGGGAAUUUAGUAAUCAUGGAAUUGCAAAUGAUUUGCAUACACUACAACCGAUAAAUGCAUGGAUAAGAAAAGAAAAUGCAUGUAGCAGAGUUGAAUCGAUAAACGAAUGUUCUAGUGUCUCAGAAUAUACAAAAAAUUUGUCAGUAGAUGUGAGCGUAUCUGGAAGUUAUAUGGGAUUUGGAUCUUUUUCGGCAUCAACUGGAUAUAAAAAAUUUAUUAAUGAAAUUUCUAAAAGAACAUCAAAAACGUAUUUUAUAAAGUCAAACUGCAUAAAAUACACAAUUGGCUUACCACCUUAUGUUCCUUGGGAACAUACAACGGCCUAUAUGAAUGCAGUAAAUAUUCUCCCAAAGGAAUUCACCGGAUUGGAUGGAGAUAGUGAGUGUACACCAGAUGUAUAUGAACAAAAAAAGAUGACUAAGCAAUGCAAAAAUGUGCAACUAUGGAUUCAAUUUUUUAAAACGUAUGGUACACAUAUAAUCGUUGAGGCACAAUUAGGUGGUAAAAUAACGAAAAUCAUAAAUGUAUCUAACACAUCAGUGAACCAAAUGAAAAAAGAUGGAGUAAGUGUAAAAGCACAAAUACAAGCCCAAUUUGGUUUUGCAAGCGUAGGGGGAUCUACAUCUGUAAGCUCAGAUAAUUCAACAAAAAAUGAUAACAGUUCAUAUGACAUGAGUGAAAAACUAGUUGUUAUUGGAGGGAACCCAAUUAAAGAUGUAACAAAGGAAGAAAAUUUAUAUGAAUGGUCAAAAACGGUUUCGUCAAACCCAAUGCCAAUACAUAUAAAAUUAUUGCCAAUUUAUAAAAGUUUUGAUUCUGAAGAAUUAAAAGAAUCAUAUGAAAAGGCAGUUUUGUAUUAUACUAGAUUGUAUGGAUCAUCUCCUCAUGGAACUAUACAAAAAGAUGAAAAUGACAUAAUUAAAAUAUUAACCGCGUCAACUACAAUUACUAAAAUCGGUGCCCCCCCUAUAACUGCAGAAUGCCCACACAACCAAGUUGUUUUAUUCGGGUAUGUAUUAAAACAAAAUUUUUGGGAUAAUACAUCAAAUCUAAAAGGAUAUGACAUAGAAAUAUGUGAAGCUGGUUUAAAUAGCUGUACAUCGAAACAAGGAAGCACAAAUAAAUAUGAUGUGUCUUAUCUUUAUAUUGAAUGUGGAACACAAGCUAUGUCGUUUUCUGAUCAAGUAAUAACUGCCAGCAAUACAACGUAUAAUACGAUAAAAUGCCCCAAUGAUUAUACGAUUAUUUUCGGAUUUGGAUUUUCAUCUUCAUCGGGGAAAGGAGUUUCAGCUAUGCACACCCACAUUACAUCAUGUAGACCAGGCAUGAAAAGUUGUUCGCUAAAUAUGGGAAACUCAAACGACAAAAAUUACAUGUACCUUGUGUGUGUUGAUGCAACAAUAUGGUCAGGCAUAAAUGAACUGACCAUUGUAGCAAAAGAUGAUUUCCAUGGUGCAGUUAAUAGAUCAAAACAAUUUAAUGACGGGGAAUUAGUUCUAAGUUGCCAAGAAAAUGGUACGAUAUUAACUGGAUUUACAGGGGAAACACAUACAUCCAGCCCAUACGUAAAAUCACCGUUUUCAAAAUGUUUAAAGAGUUUAAAAUCAUGCUCAGUACAUGGUUCAGGCCAAUCAAUAGGAUAUACCAAUUAUAAAUCAUUAUUUUCUAUUAUUCUUUGUAAAAAUGGUGAAUAG
Molecule: messenger RNA, 2433 nt
Organism: Plasmodium berghei ANKA
Lineage: Eukaryota; Apicomplexa; Aconoidasida; Haemosporida; Plasmodiidae
Product: perforin-like protein 1
Exons: 8
Coding region: 1-2433 (810 amino acids)
Cellular component (GO): membrane
Molecular function (GO): wide pore channel activity
Source: RefSeq, a predicted model, not a curated record